AUAUAUAGUAUAUAUUGUUUGUGGGGCUCAAGAAAAUCCGGAGAAAGUAAGAGAAAAAUGAAGAGGAUGAGAGAAGCGGAGACGGCGGCAUCGGAGAUCAGGUCCGCCAUUGAGGAGCUUUCACUCUUCGGGGUCAACCUCAAAAUUGGUUGCACCACCGUCCCUGCCGCCGCCGCUGCCUCUGUUGCCGCUGCUGAUACUGAUACUGAUAUUCAUACUCAGACAAGUAGCACUACUACUACUACUUCUACUCAGCAUCAUGUUCACAUCAAGCCUUUUCUCUCUCUUUGCAAUAUCCUCAUUCAAAUUCUUGAUAAGAUAGGGCCAACAAUGGCUGUACUGAGACAAGACAUUCAUCAAAACAUACAGAGAUUAGAGAAGUUCCAUGACUCUGAUCCAUCAAAGUAUUGGGAUGUGGUUGAGAUUCUCAAGAAAGAAGUCAACGAAGGCAAAGCCAAAAAGGGCCCCACAUGCAGUAAAGCCUUUGUUUGGCUUAAUAGGUCUCUCGAUUUCACCCGAGCUUUAUUACAGUUACUUGUGAAGGAUUUGGGGAAAAAUAUGGAGGAAGCUGUUGAAGAGUCAUAUGCCACCACUUUAAAACCAUGGCAUGGAUGGAUUUCUUCUGCUGCAUAUAAAGUAGCAAUAAAAUUGGUGCCUGAUAGUCAAACUUUAGUUGACAUUCUCAAGGUCAAAGACGAAGACAAUGUUAUGCUCAAGGAAGAAAUGCAGAACCUCGUCGCUUUACUCGUCCCCGUUUUAGACCAAAACAACGAGAUUCUGAGAAUGUACCAGUUGGAUAAGUUGAAAUCGACGUGAUCGAAGAAGUCGAUUUUUAAGAUUGUCUCAAACAACUGUGUACAUCGUUCAGUUUUGCCUAGUUAAAUCUUUUUAU
This is a messenger RNA of Erythranthe guttata (spotted monkey flower), 892 nucleotides long. RefSeq names its product glycolipid transfer protein 3. Gene Ontology annotation, cellular component: cytoplasm; cytosol; membrane. The record is from RefSeq and is a predicted model, not a curated record. Gene Ontology annotation, biological process: ceramide transport; intermembrane lipid transfer. NCBI's taxonomy places the organism in Eukaryota, Viridiplantae, Streptophyta, Magnoliopsida, Lamiales, Phrymaceae. Gene Ontology annotation, molecular function: ceramide 1-phosphate transfer activity; ceramide 1-phosphate binding.